AUGCCGAUUCAGGGAGGAUACAAGUACCACCAGUACCAGGUGGUGGGCCGCCAUCUGCCGACUGAGAAGGAUGCCGAGCCCCCCAUCUUCCGCAUGAAGUUGUGGGCUCAGGACACGGUCCGCGCCAAGAGCAAGUUCUGGUACUUCCUGGCCAAGCUGCGCAAGGUGAAGAAGGCCAACGGUCAGAUCGUGGCUGUGAACGAGAUCUUCGAGCGCCGUCCGACCACCAUCAAGAACUUUGGCAUCUGGGUGCGGUACACCUCUCGUACCGGCGUGCACAACAUGUUCAAGGAGUACCGCGACGUGACCCUGAAUGGCGCCGUGGAGCAGAUGUACCAGGAGAUGGGCUCCCGCCACCGCGUGCGCUCCUCCGCGCUGCAGAUCAUCAAGACGGCCACCAUCAAGGCCGCCGACACCAAGCGGGCCAACAUCAAGCAGUUCCAUGACUCCAAGAUCAGCUUCCCGCUGACGCGCCGCAUGGCACGGCCCAGCGACCCCCGGUUCAAGACCACCUUCAAGGCCAACCGCCCCAACGUUGCCAUCUUCUGA
This is a messenger RNA of Auxenochlorella protothecoides, 549 nucleotides long. Its product is annotated as 60S ribosomal protein L18a-2. Gene Ontology annotation, cellular component: ribosome; cytosolic large ribosomal subunit. The record is from RefSeq and is a predicted model, not a curated record. Bases 1 to 549 code for a protein of 182 amino acids. Gene Ontology annotation, molecular function: structural constituent of ribosome. Gene Ontology annotation, biological process: translation. The transcript is spliced from 4 exons. Lineage: Eukaryota; Viridiplantae; Chlorophyta; Trebouxiophyceae; Chlorellales; Chlorellaceae.